Molecule: messenger RNA, 992 nt
Organism: Symbiodinium pilosum
Lineage: Eukaryota; Dinophyceae; Suessiales; Symbiodiniaceae
Source: the annotation of a GenBank genome assembly
AUGAGCAUCAGCUUGAUAGAUUCAACCACCAGAGAGAACACCCCGGAGGUGGCCGCGCGACGAAUCGGAGUCCUCGAGUCCAUCCGUUCCGGUGUAGCAUGGCUGGCGGUGACCUUGAGCUACGCAGGAAUGGACUACAUCAACAAGCAGCUGGUCCUGAUCGUGGCCCUCACCACGCUCGUCCUUCUCUUCAAAGCCCCGCACUGCUAUGCUUCGUACGUCCUGCCCAAGACGGAGCUGUUGGAGGGUAUGACGCACAAGUCCUUCCUCAUGUUGGUUGUAGCAGAGGCUCUCAAUACUUUGACCUCCUACUCCUCGCAGAGCUUCACCCAGUGGUGGACCUUGAAUGGAUGGGAGCCUUCUGAGAUUGCCGGCUUUGCCCUGACAGUCGGUCUCGUUGGGCCUGUGGCACUGUCCGUGAUCUUCUUCUUCCUGACGCGCAUGAACAAGUGGGGACCCUGGGCAAUGCGAGACUUCAGCUGCCUUCUGCCACCCGGUUCCCUCCUCCGAGCGCUGUGCUUGUGGGACUUGGGCUACCUCAACUUCCGUUCCGAGACAUUCGUCGUCGCCAUCUUGGUCUCCGUGGGCUUAGACGUCGCCCGGGGAGCUGCAGUUUGGUGCUCCAUCAUGACGAUCUUGGGGAACAAGUGGUACGCCCUGAAGGGUUGCUACAUCUGCUUGACCUUGAUCUCAGCAUGCGCGGCCUUGUCACCUAUGAUGGGGCACUGGAUUGCAGAGGCCGCCACGCGCACAUCACCGCUGGAGGACAUGAAGACCCUGGACCGGCCGAUUUCGGGCAAGGGCUCCCUAGGCGAAGCAACGGCCUGGGCGGUGGUGCCUCUGGCAAUGGCAAGCUACAUCUUCCAGCUGCUGGCUUGGAAGUACUUCAACGGGGACAUCCUCACCUUCAAGGGGCACGGUAAUGUGCUGCCUGAUGGCAGCAUCACUGGCACAGACUCCAUCAUGCAGCGAAUACCUGCGGCGGAGGUCAA